Molecule: messenger RNA, 2230 nt
Organism: Octopus sinensis (East Asian common octopus)
Lineage: Eukaryota; Metazoa; Mollusca; Cephalopoda; Octopoda; Octopodidae
Product: zinc finger protein 2 homolog
Exons: 8
Coding region: 812-1849 (345 amino acids)
Cellular component (GO): nucleus
Source: RefSeq, a predicted model, not a curated record
ACCAUAUCACUGUGAUAUCUGUGGUGCAUCCUUCUCUAGAGGUGAUGGUCUUACUGGACACAAAUGUACUCAUACAGGAGAGAAGCCAUAUCACUGUGAUAUCUGUGGCAAAUCAUUCACUGAUACUCGCAGCUUAACCAGGCAUAUCCGUAUUCAUACAGGGGAAAAACCAUAUCAGUGUGAUAUCUGUGGUAAAUCAUUCUCUGAAUCUGGUCACUUAAAUAAACACAAACGUACUCAUACAGGAGAAAAACCAUAUCAGUGUGAUAUCUGUACUAAAUCAUUCUCUACAAAUCAUUGUCUUAUUACACAUAGACGUAUUCAUACAGGAGAGAAGCCAUAUCACUGUGAUAUCUGUGGUAAAUCAUUCUCUAGAAAUUGUUAUCUCACUACACAUAGACGUAUUCAUACGGGUGAGAAGCCAUAUCACUGUGAUAUCUGCGGUAAAUUAUUUUCCGAAUCUGGUCAUUUAAACCAACACAAACGUACUCAUACAGGAGAAAAACCAUAUCACUGUGAUAUCUGUGGUAAAUCAUUUUGCCAAACUGGUCACUUGAGUCAACACAAACGUACUCAUACAGGAGAGAAACCAUAUCAGUGUGAUAUCUGUGAUAAAUCAUUCUCUAGAAAUGAUGGUCUCUGUAAACAUAAACGUAUCCAUACAGGAGAGAAGCCAUAUCACUGUGAUAUCUGUGGUAAAUCAUUUACACAAUCCAGUGGCCUUACUAGGCACACACGUAUUCAUACGGGAGAAAGGCCAUAUCACUGUGAUAUCUGUGGUAAUUUAUACUCUACAAAUACUCAACUGACUAUGCACAAACGUACUCAUACGGGAGAGAAGCCAUAUCGCUGUGAUAUCUGUGGUGAAUCAUUCUCCCAGUCUGGUGUUUUACAGAAACACAAACGUGUCCAUACAGGUGAGAAGCCAUAUCAGUGUAAUAUCUGUGGUAAAUCAUUUUCUCAAAGUGGUGGCUUAACUAAGCACACACGUACUCAUACGGGAGAAAAACCAUAUCGCUGUGAUAUCUGUGGUAAAUCAUUCUCUAGAAACGAAGGUCUCACUUGCCAUAAACGUACUCACACAGGUGAAAAACCAUAUCACUGUGAUAUUUGUGACAAAUCAUUCUCUGAAUCUGGUCAUUUGACUACACACAAACGUAUUCAUACAGGAGAGAAGCCAUAUCGCUGUGAUAUCUGUGGUAAAUCAUUCUCUGGAAGUAAUAAUCUCACAACACAUAGACGAAUUCAUACAGGUGAGAAGCCAUAUCACUGUGAUAUUUGUGGUAAAUCAUUUCAUGAAUCUGGUAUCCUAAAUAAACACAAACGUACUCAUACUGGAGAGAAGCCAUAUCAGUGUGAUAUCUGUGGUAAAUCGUUCUCUGAUAGUCGCAACUUAACCAGACAUAUCCGUAUUCAUACAGGUGAGAAGCCAUAUCAGUGUGAUAUCUGUAGUAAAUCAUUCUCUAGACAUAGUCAUUUAACUAAACACAAACGUAUCCAUACUGGAGAGAAGCCAUAUCACUGUGACACCUGUGGUAAAUCGUUCUCUGGAAGUAGUGACUUAGGUACACAUAAACGUAUCCAUACAGGUGAGAAACCAUAUCACUGUAGCGUUUGUGGUAAAUCCUUCGCGGGAAGCAGUAAUCUAAGUAAACAUAUACGUAUUCAUACAGGUGAGAGGCCAUAUGACUGUGAUAUCUGUGGUAAAUCUUUCUCUAGAUGUAGUAACUUAAUUAACCACAGACGUAUUCAUACAGGUGAGAAACCAUACCACUGCAAUAUCUGUAGCAAAUCUUUUACUUUGAAACGUAACCUAGUUACUCAUGCACGUGUUCAUACAGAAAAAUAACUUUGUAAAUAUCUAAAUUCAUUUCAACACAUGAUGACAACAAACCUUUGAAAACCAUUUUCUCUGCUAAAAUGGCAUUUAGCAUUUUGGACUUAGCCUUUGUCAGUAACCAUACUCUUCCUGGUUCCCUUUUUGAGACCAAGUUUUACAGUCAUUUACCUGUUGUGAGAUUAACUUCUUUAGUGUCCUUUAAAAACAUUCAGGGAUACACACAGUUUAACAUUGUUCUUCCUAUAAGAAAAAUAUAUAAAUGUAAAUAUAUCCACAUUCAAAAGAAUAUGUAACAGUGUGCGAUAAUUCUCCCCUAACACUAUUUUCUAUUAUAACCCUUUCAGGGUAAUGAUAUUAACAUUAGCUUAGAUUUAGUACAGUCUUAUUAUU